ACCACUUUCAUUUAAUGUUUGUUUACAGUCAAAAAUAAUCAAUAUUUUUUCUAACCAAGGAGUUUAGGUUGCUGCGGCCUUCAGUUUUGUUUUAAAGGUGUUCAAACAAAGGUAGAAAUAUGUCCCUUUUUCAGGCUAUUGAAUUUUGGACAACUUUUUGCGAUAAUGAAGAAACAUUCGAUCAAAAUUCUUUAAAAAUUUCGCGAUUAAAUGAACAGUACGAUUUGAUAAUAACAGGUAGCCAUAUCGGAGUCUUAAGGAUAUUUAAAUCUGGCACAGAAAUUGAUGAUAGGGGUGUUUUACAAGAAUUUAAGCCGACAGAUUUAUUAUUAGAAAAAGACUUACAAAGUGCUAUAAUACAAGUAGAUGUUGGAAAACUAGUGUCGGGAUCGCAGAAAAUUCAAAUAGCCACGUUACAUUCUAAAACAGUAAAAGUUUGUAGUUUUGUAACAAAAGCAGGCGAAACAGAUCAUGGGCAUCAAUAUAUUUUAAAGCAAAUAUACGAACAUAAAUUAAGAAGAACCCCUUCAAACUUUGUAAUUGGCCCUUUUGGGAAAUCAGCAAAUAGAGACUUUAUUUGCGUGCAGUCGCUAGACGGACUGCUUACAUUUUUCGAACAAGAAUGCUUCUCGUUCUGCUGUUUUUUGCCGAAAUUUUUGCUGCCAGGACCUUUAGUUUAUUUGGAUUACAAUGAUUGUUUCGUAACUGGCGGAUCAACAUGGAUGCUACAAUGUUUCACAUACAAGGCUUUGUCGGACGCUGGUGAAGCAUCUACUCAACAGGAUAUUUCAGGAAAUAAGGUGACAGAAGAGUGGGUAUAUAAUACCGGGGAAGAAAUUUUCAACAUGGUUGUACUGCCAAAUCAUCAAAAAAGGGACAAUUUUAUUUUAGCAUUAGGUCACAAACAUUUGUACUGCUGCAAUGGGAAGGGGAAAUUACUUUUUAUGAAGAGAUUGGAAUGUCCAACGUCAUGUUUCAGUGCAUACCUUUUAGGGGAUGACGCGAAAGUGGUGUCGUUGAUUGUAAGCGAAACAAAGACUCUUCUUGUAUAUGGAAAUACAACGCUUUUGUGGGCGGCACAAUUAUCAUUCCUGCCGGUGGCUUUGAGCAGGGCGUCGUUCCCUAAUAUAAAGGGCGCGUUGGUUAUGCUUAGCGAGGAAGGAAAACACCAUUGCGCAUACCUUGGCACGGAACCGCAUCUGUUCGCUGCACCACCGUUAUCUAAUCAACAACUGGACUUAGAUAAAUCCGAGGAAGAGCUGAACAGACUAUACAAAAUUAUCAGAAGUAGACUUAGCGAAGAGGCCAACAGAACAUCCACAUCUUUAGAAAAAGACCUGGUGAUAAAUUUGGUCGUGGAUCCCCAUUUGCGAACCAACAUUCACCCUCACAAUUUAGAAUCUACUGACGAAAAUGAAAAGGCAAACCUAAUGUGUCACGUAUCGGUCGAAUUAAUUCCGCACGUAACCUUUGAAGAAUUACAGUUAGCAGUUAAGGUGCAGAGUCCUUUAAAAACAUCAAUAGAAGCUGAAUUUUAUACUGAGGUUCGAGAAACGAUUUCCUUCGAAUGCGACGUUUUUUUUGAAGAAGCUUUAGAAGUAGUCAGUUUGGAAGUCAUGGUCGUUAUCACCUGCGUUUCCAACGUGACAUUUUCGCGGGUUUUGAAAAAGACAGCGACGUUACCUUUGAAAAUGGCUGUUCAAACUUGCGAGCCUCGGAAAAGUGGAGAGAACAGAAUUACACUUGAUUUGAAUAAGGACGCUUUGCCAUUAGCUAGGCUAUUCCCAGAUUUUCUUGGAGAAAACAAAUUAUCUUCAUUUAGCAAUGCAGUUGCAUUUAAAAAUGUAAAUGGUUGUGGAGAGCCGGUAACAAUUUUGCUUGCGAAGUCGUCUCAGAGGUAUCGUUUACAGUCGGAUUCUCUUAGUUCCCUUAAUAUUUUCCUCAGUUAUAUGAAAGAACGUUUGAAACAAUUCUACGAUAAUGAUCCAGGUUUCCUUAUUACAUAUUCGGCAGCAUUACCCGUUGAACCAAUAGUGUCUUUUGCAAGAGAACAUUUUGAAAUCGUUCAGGAAAUUAAACGAUUACUGGAUUUAUUGACCCAGUUGGCGGCACAGUAUAGAGCAAUCGAGAAACGUUUGAUUACAAAGUUUAAAGAUAAAAACCCUACUCCUGUAUCACAGUUUGUGACACUGAUAGACGACACUUAUGAGGACAUCAACGAGUCCCUAAAGAGAUUAAAAUACGAAAAAGGGAAGUUAAAUGCAGCUCGUAACAAACUCGAAUGUUCACUGAACCUUCUAAUAAGUUUAUCACGGUCAAUGGAUAUUAGUGAGGACAUUUUGCAAUCGAUCGAGAGCGUUUUUGAACCUCAUAUAUACGACAUAGAAGGACAGAGUUGGGAAGAUACUACUGAUGCAUCAUUGUGUUAUUUACUCCGAACGGUUUUGUACAAAUCAGAAAAAGAUAAAUUGCGAACAAUACAUAUAAGCUUUGAAGAAAUUAAAGAUUUUUCGAAAUUCGAAGAACACUUAACGCAAGUAAUCGAACGUAUUUCAUCAUUUGCUAACACCUCAACAACAGAAAAUAAAAUCGAAGAUGAAUAUGAAGAAAUAAAAAAUGAACCUGAACAAACAAAGGAAGUUAGAAGUUUAUCAGCAGGAAUGGAAACCAUCGGCAGUCAAUACGGAGAGGCCAGUUUGAGAGCUAUAUCUGCUAGGAAAAGUUUGCUAAAAAGAAGGCACAAAGUUUCGGAUGUGUAAAGCUCUUUGUACGAGACUGGAAAUAUUUAGAUAAAAGUGCAGUCAAUCUUGCCAGUUUCGAUUGGUUUUCUUAGGGGAGUUCAUUUUUUUACAACUCUUUUCACGAAAAUCGAUGUGCAAGUUAACUUUCAACCACAAUCUUAUCAAUCGUUCGUAAACUUUCGAAUUUUAAUGGACUACGAGAGAGAAAAUGAUAGUAAGAACGACGGGUUUAA
This is a messenger RNA of Agrilus planipennis (emerald ash borer), 2974 nucleotides long. RefSeq names its product protein PTHB1 (gene BBS9). Bases 120 to 2759 code for a protein of 879 amino acids. Gene Ontology annotation, cellular component: BBSome; membrane. The record is from RefSeq and is a predicted model, not a curated record. Lineage: Eukaryota; Metazoa; Arthropoda; Insecta; Coleoptera; Buprestidae. The transcript has 10 exons. Gene Ontology annotation, biological process: cilium assembly.